Scheffersomyces coipomensis is the source of this 3111-nucleotide messenger RNA. It is a transcript of the gene KIP1, whose product is annotated as Kip1p. The record is from RefSeq and is a predicted model, not a curated record. Lineage: Eukaryota; Fungi; Ascomycota; Pichiomycetes; Serinales; Debaryomycetaceae. Gene Ontology annotation, cellular component: nucleus; spindle microtubule; mitotic spindle. Gene Ontology annotation, biological process: initial mitotic spindle pole body separation; mitotic spindle assembly; microtubule-based movement. The coding region runs from base 161 to 2956 and encodes 931 amino acids. Gene Ontology annotation, molecular function: microtubule binding; plus-end-directed microtubule motor activity; ATP binding. The transcript has a single exon.
CUUUUUACAUAGUUAAAAAUCCUGCAUAAUACACGUAAUUUUUUUUGUGUUUUAACCAGACCAUCUGUAAAACAAAAACAACAACAACAAAUUGUAAACAAAUCAACCGAUUCAUUUGAACAGAUCAUUUUGCAUUCUUAUUUGUUCAAUCACCCAUCAUAUGUCAUCAUCACAGAGACAACCCGUAUCACGGUCUAUAUCGCCGUCAUCAUCCACCAAUUCAAUUGGCUCAUCAUCAUCAUCUAAUAUUCAAGUGGUAGUGCGAUGUAGAGGUAGAAAUGAAAAAGAAGUAGCUGCCAAAUCUCCCAUUGUCAUCGAUUUGCCUAAUGAUAGAUAUUCCAUCAUCGAUCCCUAUAUUACCAUCAAUCCAUCCAAUAGUCCCCAUAACACCAGCAUUUCCAAUUCAUCGUCUCUACUAGAUGAAUUCAAUAAUUAUAAAACUUUCAAAGUAGAUCAAAUCUAUGGUCCUCAAGCUGAUCAAGAUCUUGUGUUUGAAAAAGUAGUAUCACCAUUAUUCAAUGAUUUCUUAAUGGGGUAUAAUGUCACGGUAUUGGCCUAUGGUCAAACUGGGACUGGUAAAACUUAUACCAUGUGUGGGAAUCCUGAAGAAUUGAAUCAAAAUUAUAAUGAAGAAUUUGAAGAUGGUGGACUUGAAUUUAAUGAUAAUGUUGGGAUUAUACCUAGAGUAUUAGUGGAAUUAUUUAAGAAAUUAAAUCGAAAUAAAGACUUUGAAGAUAAUGAUGAUGAUUUUUUAGUUAAAUGUUCAUUUCUAGAAUUAUAUAAUGAAGAUCUUCGAGAUUUAUUAGAUGAUGAUUCAGAAGAUAAUUUAAAGAAUCUUAAAAGGAAAUUACGCAUAUAUGAAGUUAAUAAUGAAAGUGGUAAUACUAAUAAAAAGAGUAUUAUGAUUCAAAAUUUGAAUGAAGAAUAUAUUAAUAAUUUCAAUCAAGGAUUUAAAAUAUUAAAACGAGGUUUAAAGAAAAGGAAAACAGCAUCUACAAAGUUAAAUAAUUUCUCAUCUAGAUCUCAUACUAUAUUCACUAUUAAUUUAUUUAAAAAAUCCAAAGUAAACGGAGAAUUAUUUAAAAUUUCAAAGAUGAAUCUUGUUGAUUUAGCUGGGUCAGAAAAUAUCAAUAAAUCGGGAGCUAUAAAUCAACGUGCUAAAGAAGCUGGAUCUAUUAAUCAAAGUUUAUUGACUUUAGGAAGAGUCAUUAAUAUUUUAAGUGAAUUUGGAGGUAAUUCUAAUACCAACAAUAACAAUCUCAAUCAUAUACCGUAUAGAGAAUCGAAAUUAACUCGAUUAUUACAAGAUUCAAUAGGAGGAUCAACUAAAACUACAUUAAUUGCAACCAUCUCACCGGCUAAGAUUAAUUUAGAAGAAACAUUAUCAACUUUGGAUUAUGCUUGUAAAGCUAAAAAUAUUAAGAAUUUACCUAUUAAUGGUCAAGAUUCUGAUUUAAUUAUGAAAAAGAUUUUAGUAAAGAAUUUAUCUAAUGAAUUAAUCCGAGUUAAUUUAGAUCUUCAAUCUACUCGAAGUAAGAAUGGGAUUUUUCUUAAUGAAGAGAAUUAUCAUGAAUUAAUUGAAAAUUCAAAUAAUUUACUGGCUAAUAUUAAAGAAAUUAAAGAUGAAAAUAUCUUAUUAAAAUUAAAAUUAAAGAAAUUCGAUGCUAUAACUUUAAAUAAUCAAAAAUCAAUUAAAUCCUUAUCGCAAGAGAUUGAUGAAUUAAAGAAAUCAAAUAAUCAAUUAUCAUUAGAGAAUACUCAAUUACAAACUAGAUUGCAUAGUAAUACUUCGAAAUUAAAUCAAUUUAAUGAUUCGUUUAGUCAAUUCAUGAAUAUUUUAAAUGAGAAUUUAUCAUUAUCGUUUAAUUCAAUCGAACCAAUCUUAACUAAUUUCAACGAUAGAAAGGACUCAACUACAUCUAAUCAAUUAUUAAAAUCGUUUCAAAAUUUUAAAUUAAAUCUUAUUGAGAAAUUAACCACGAUUAAAUUAAAUUUAAAUGAAUUAUCAACUACUGAUUUACCUCUGAUACUAAUUGAAUUCAAACAAUUAUUUAAAUCAUUGAAUGAAACAUUUGUGCUGUAUGCCACUCAUUUCGAACGGAAUAUCACUCAAUUGAAACAAAACAAUCAUCAAUUAUUAAGUUAUAUUAAAGAUAGUUCUUAUGAUCGUAGUGGUAUUGAUACUCAGAUUGAACAAUUGAUUAAAGAGAAAGUUUCGGGUCAAUUAAGUCAACUUCAACAUGAUUUUAAAACAAAUUUAAUCAGUUUGAUGAAUGAUCAUCAUAAAUCAUAUGAUUCAUUCUUGAAUGAUUCAAUCAAGACUAUUAAUCAACAAGUGAUUGAGAAUGAGAAUAAGAAAUUAUUAACUACAUCUACUAAUUGGUUUAAUGAUUCAAUAAAUUCCAUCAAUCAUUUACAAGAGGAUUAUAAAUUGAUAUCAUCCAAAAUUGAUCAUCGAUCAUUGAUUGAAGAUUCUAAGAUCAAUAGUAUUAUUAAAUUACAAGAUCAUAAUAUUCAAGAUUUAAAUAAAGUAAUGCAUUUACUUAAUAAAGAUGAUAAGAAUCAUGAUGAUUCUAUCUCCAAGGAGAUUAUGAAUUUAACCAAGUUUAACAAUUCAAUGUUAUUAAGUAAUGAUAAUCUUAAGAAUGUUAUUGUUGAUGUUAAUAAGAAUUUAACCACCAUUAAGAAUAUUGAUAAAUCUUCAAUGGGAUAUACCUCCACAUCUACAUCUACAUCCACUUCAAGGAAUGCUCGGUCAAGUUUAAGUCCUGCGAGAAUUACAAAACAAUCAUCACCAAAAAAUUCACAACCAAGUAAUAAUAAUAAUCAAAAAUCAAUAUCAUCACCUACUAAAGAAAAUAUGAAAUUAAUUUCAUCAAAGAUUCCUAAAUUAGUUAAUACUGAUUUACCUCCUCCCCAGAAAAAGAGGAAAAUACUCCACCCAAUAAACCAUUAAUCUUAUUAUUACUUCAAUUACACUUUCAAUUCCAUUAUUCCCGUAUUAUUUAACUUCUUUCCUUAUCUUCUCUAUACAUAUAGAUAAUUAUAGCAUAACAUAACAUACAUAAUAGAUCGGUAUAGAUUACGGGUUUAGAAUUGUGUAGAAAAAAA